AUGAGCGAUAGCGAUUCGAGCGACACCCCGCCACCUAGGCGCAAUGCAAGUGCCCGUGCACAGCAAUGGAUGACCAAAGGUGCCCUAGUCCGUGACGAUUCCGACGAUGAACUUGGUGUUGAAGACCAUCCGUGGGACUGGAUUUACGACAAGCUCGAAGCGAUUCAGGAAGAAGGCGCCGAUGACACACCCAAAAAGAGUGGCCGGAGGCGAUCCUCGCGGCCCGCUCGUCAGCAGCGUAAGAUCAUCGCCGCCAGGAUGGGACAAUUCGAAUGCAAGCUUGGCGACGUGAUUCUCUUGAAGUCUCCCGAGGCAGGCAAGGAAUGGGUUGGCAUUAUAUCGGAAUUUGUGGAAGAGCAAGAUGAGGACGACGAGGAUGAAGUGAUCAAAUCAGCCAACAUCAUGUGGUUCGCAUCGCCCGAUGAAUUCAUAGGCACACGCAAUAAACGCCGAACCGAUGCUUUGCCCAACGAGCAAUAUAUCACUAUGGAUUUCAAUAGUAAUCCAUUGGCUUCGAUAUCAGGGAAAGGCAUAGUCAUGUCUCCCAGUGCCUUCCAAAAAAAAUACCCCAACGGUCCUCCGAAAAGCAAGACUGAGCGAGCGGAAUAUAACAAGUGCAUUGUGUGUCGGCGGGGCGUGAACCAGCUUCAAGGACGCUAUACUGAAGAGUUUGUAUGGGAGGAGCUAUAUGACAAAAACAACAUCCACGAGCUCAUUUCCUGGGUGCGAGAAAACUUGAAGACUUCUCGAAAACGCAGAGCCGCAGACGACGAAUUUGUCGAUACGAAGGAGAAAGAUACUGAUGUGCCGACCACACCAAGAAAGAGGCAACGAAUGACCGCCACGGGCGCUACACCCAAAUCGCAACGCAAGAAGCCUAUGACAACCCCGACUCACAAACGGAUCGUGGUGAAAAAGCCACUCGAAUUCACACCCUUGGGCACUCGCGUCCUCUCACCUACCCACUUCGAUUCUCCCUACCGCCAAGCUCGCAACCUGCUACAUGUUUCCACUGUUCCUGACGCGCUCCCAUGUCGCAAAAACGAGUUCAACACGGUUUACAACCACCUCAGUGCCGCCAUCAUGGAAGGUACCGGAGCCUGUAUCUACAUCUCUGGUACUCCUGGCACUGGAAAGACCGCCACGGUGCGCGAGGUGGUAGCACAGUUGAACGCUGCAGUGCACGAAGAAGAGAUGGACGACUUCGUCUUCGUCGAAAUCAACGGCAUGAAAGUCACAGACCCACAUCAAUCGUAUUCUCUGUUAUGGGAAGCCUUAAAAGGCGAUCGAGUAUCACCUUCUCAUGCACUAGAUCUGCUUGAGCGGGAAUUUUCGCAUCCCUCCCCUCGUCGUGUCUCCUGUGUUGUGCUCAUGGAUGAACUGGACCAGCUCGUCACCAAAAACCAGUCGGUUAUGUACAAUUUCUUCAACUGGCCUGCCCUCCGCCACUCCCGUCUCAUUGUCUUGGCCGUUGCAAAUACCAUGGAUCUGCCAGAGAGAACCCUGAGCAACAAGAUCUCCAGUCGUUUGGGUCUCACCCGUAUCACGUUCCCGGGUUACCGCCACACAGACCUGAUGGAAAUCAUCAGUACCCGUCUAGCCAAUGUCCCGGGCAACAUCGUUGAUCCAGACGCCGUCCAAUUCGCCAGUCGAAAAGUUGCCGCUGUGAGUGGUGACGCUCGACGAGCCUUGGAUAUCUGCCGCCGAGCUGUUGAGAUUGCUGAGCAGGCAGCAGAAGAGGCCGGCACUUUAGAAGACAUCACGAACAAUGAGACAGACUCGGUGCCUCCUACGCCCAGCAAAACACCCGCGCGCCGCAACAAGACAGGCACAGACAAGCCGACUGGUGAGUCGGCCAUUGCCAAAGCUCCGGCAACUAAAGGUCAACCGGGACGUGUCACAAUUGCCACGAUCAAGCAAGCCAUCCAUGAAGCGACUUCCACCCCGCUUCAGCAAUCCCUUCGCUGUCUUCCGCUAUCAGCAAAACUGUUCCUCGCUGCUCUCCUUGCACGAGCUCAACGAACAGGAAUUUCGGAAUCCACGUUCGGUGAUGUCCUCGACGAGGCCCGCCGCAUCGGUGCUGCUGCUGUUGCCGUGGCUGGAGCAGCUGGCGCUGGGGUAAAAGACUUCCUGCUCGGCGGCGGCCCUAACGCGCGAGUGCGUUCCAUGGGCCAUGCCGCUAUGUUGCUCAUGAACUCAGGUGUCUUAGCCUUAGAACAAGGUACCGGGUCCAAGAGCGUGCUCGGUGGCACGACGAUUCCCACUCGCGGUGACCGCAGUAGCAAAGUUCGGCUCAGAGUCGCCGCGGAAGACGUCAGAUCUGCGUUCCGUGAGGAUCUCGAAGCGAAAGGCUUCGGGCUGGGCAUUGAGCAGUGA
Messenger RNA from Penicillium brevicompactum, 2376 nucleotides. Its product is annotated as origin recognition complex subunit 1. NCBI's taxonomy places the organism in Eukaryota, Fungi, Ascomycota, Eurotiomycetes, Eurotiales, Aspergillaceae. The transcript is spliced from 3 exons. Gene Ontology annotation, biological process: mitotic DNA replication checkpoint signaling; DNA replication initiation. The record is from RefSeq and is a predicted model, not a curated record. Gene Ontology annotation, cellular component: nuclear origin of replication recognition complex. Gene Ontology annotation, molecular function: ATP binding; DNA replication origin binding; chromatin binding. Bases 1 to 2376 code for a protein of 791 amino acids.